AUGGUUCGUAGAUCUUACAAAACCGUCGAAACAGGCGACGACACGACGACCGUCACAGCUCCGGCGUCCGAGGUCGAGGCACCGUCAUGCUUUAGCGAUGGACUUCCGCUACCCCAAGUCAUGGUCUUUGACUUGGAUUAUACGCUCUGGCCUUUCUGGGUAGAUACUCAUGUUACUGGACCAUUGAAACCCACCAAAGACGGCUUGGUGGUCAAAGAUCGCUACAACGACUCAUACGGCUUCUAUCCAGAAGUUGCUGGCAUCUUGGUCGCGAUCAAAGAAAAGAACCUGACACUAUGCGCGGCUUCGCGAACCCAAGCACCCGAACUCGCACGCGAGAUGCUAUCGUACCUGAUCGUUCCUUCCUCGCCAUCCUAUAUAUCAUCCUCGCCGAAAGCCCUUUCCGUAUUCGACGAACUGGAAAUUUACCCUGGAGACAAGAAGACACACUUUUCACGUAUACACAAGAGGACGAAUAUACCUUACGAAGAGAUGCUAUUUUUCGACGAUGAGUCGAGGAAUAAAAAUGUGGAGACUUUGGGGGUCACGAUGAAGUUGGUACGAGAUGGUGUGUCGAGGAAGGAAGUCGAUGCUGGAGUAAAGCUAUGGAGAGAGAGAAAUCACAGAUUGAAGAAGGAGGACUGA
Aureobasidium melanogenum CBS 110374 is the source of this 645-nucleotide messenger RNA. RefSeq names its product magnesium-dependent phosphatase-1. Lineage: Eukaryota; Fungi; Ascomycota; Dothideomycetes; Dothideales; Saccotheciaceae. Gene Ontology annotation, molecular function: acid phosphatase activity. The record is from RefSeq and is a predicted model, not a curated record. The transcript has 2 exons. The coding region runs from base 1 to 645 and encodes 214 amino acids.